UAUUGAAAACACAUCACUCAUUCCAUAUAUACCACAUACUAUACGUCUCUCAUGGCUCAUUUCACAGUGAUUCUUGCCGCCCUUUUCUUGUUGGGGACGUGGGCAUCUCAAGCCACUACUCAUACCUGCGAAGAACCUUCCAUGCUCAAGCGCCACGAGGAGUGGAUGGUUCGCUAUGGGCGUUCAUACAAAGAUAAUGCUGAGAAGGCAAAGCGAUUUCAAAUCUUCAAAAAAAACGUGGAGUUUAUUGAAUCAUUCAAUAAGGCUGACUCCCAGUCUUACAAACUUGGCAUUAAUCAGUUUACCGAUUUAACAAAUGAGGAGUUUAGGGCCACCAUGCUUAAUGAAGAGAAGGUAUCCCCACUCCCUAAGCCAUCAAAACCAGUUUCCAUUCAAAAUGAGAGUUUGGCUCAACUUCCAAACCAUUUAGACUGGAGAGAGAUGGGUGCUGUGACUGAUAUCAAAAGCCAAGGAACAACCUGCGGUAGUUGCUGGGCGUUUUCAGUGGUGGCGACCGUAGAAGGAAUACACAAAAUCAAAACUGGCCAAUUGAUUUCCUUGUCCGAACAGCAACUCAUCGACUGCGACGUCAAAAAUAAGGGCUGCGACGGCGGAUACAGAGAUGAGGCGUUCCAAUACAUAGCGGGCAGCGGCGGCCUCGCGGCGGAGUCCGACUACCCGUACGACGGCGUUCAGCAUAACUGCAACACAGAAAAGCUUCGCAACCCAGCUGCCACCAUUACAGGCUACCAUCUAACGUACCCCGACGAAAUAUCUCUCCUUUCGGCCGUCACAGACCAGCCUGUCUCGGCCGGAAUCACUAUAGAUGGCGAGCUGUUCAGGCACUACGGCGGCGGAGUUUUCAGCGGCUACAACGGCGGCGGCAACUGUGGGUCCGGAAACUCCCACGCCGUGACGAUCAUUGGGUACGGGACGAGCGAUGAUGGAAGGGAUUAUUGGUUGGUGAAGAAUUCAUGGGGAACGGAUUGGGGCGAAAAUGGUUAUGUGAGGAUGGCAAGAGGAAUAAUUGAUGUAGGAGUUUGUGGCAUUAACUUGUCGGUUUUUUACCCGCGGAUUGCUUAAAGAAUUAUUGUUGUAAAACUUUUGCAUGCAUCAAAUUGGGGGUGGAUUCCAUAAACAUGUAAAUGAUAAAGGUGUAAGUUAAUCCUAAAAUAUAAGAUCUUCAGAACACAUGCCUUUCACA
Molecule: messenger RNA, 1204 nt
Organism: Ipomoea nil (Japanese morning glory)
Lineage: Eukaryota; Viridiplantae; Streptophyta; Magnoliopsida; Solanales; Convolvulaceae
Product: ervatamin-B-like
Exons: 2
Coding region: 52-1083 (343 amino acids)
Cellular component (GO): lysosome
Molecular function (GO): cysteine-type endopeptidase activity
Source: RefSeq, a predicted model, not a curated record